Messenger RNA from Theileria annulata, 792 nucleotides. RefSeq lists its product as uncharacterized. The record is from RefSeq and is a predicted model, not a curated record. Lineage: Eukaryota; Apicomplexa; Aconoidasida; Piroplasmida; Theileriidae.
AUGGGCGGAUGGAAACACUACGAAGAUGCUGGUACUCCUGUUCAUGGUUGGAUCUGGCACUUUUUUGACAUUCUUAUUUCACUUAAGAUCUCUCUCGCCUAUAUCUUUAUAUAUUCACUUAAUUAUAGACUCCGACAUGCCCAUUGCUCUGUUAUAAAAGCCACUCUUAACCUCACCCAACUUGAAACUAGUCAUACUCUAACAUUCCAAAAUACUAGUGGUGGUGCUACUACUGUUCAAACGGUCAUAUAUGAAGUCGGUGAUCAAUCAGCUGACAUCACUAGUAUCAAAGGCCAAUCUAGUGAUGCCACCAUCAAUCUAACUCUAAAAUUAGGAGAAGUUACCCUCAAACUCGCAGGUGGUGCUGGUAAUACUCUCACAGCCACUGGUUCAAUAACCACCACAAAGACAGUCUCCAAUCCUAGUAGUGGUCUCAAAAACAUUCAUGAACUAAAAUUCACCAGCAAUAGUCUCACUCAAACAGGUCUUCCUAGUGGUACUGUAACUAUUGGUCCCAAUGAAGAUAAAUAUAAGACACUAACUCUCGUUGCCAGUGAUGAUGGUAAACCUACCAACCUUACUCUAAAACUAGCUCCUGGUAAAACAUCCGAUGGCGGCGGUGAAAAUACCAGUCUGACACUCAACAAUGACAACAAUACUCUCACCCUCGAAGGUGUUAUCGAAGGAACACUCACAUACGAUAGUGGUAAUGGUACUCUAACUGGCACCAUCAUCGCUAGUGUCAAAUAUAACCUCAAUGACUUCCAUGACACAUAUAAAAUAAAAUACUGA